Messenger RNA from Lampris incognitus (smalleye Pacific opah), 945 nucleotides. Its product is annotated as putative gustatory receptor clone PTE03. The coding region runs from base 1 to 945 and encodes 314 amino acids. Gene Ontology annotation, biological process: G protein-coupled receptor signaling pathway. Gene Ontology annotation, cellular component: membrane. Lineage: Eukaryota; Metazoa; Chordata; Actinopteri; Lampriformes; Lampridae. Gene Ontology annotation, molecular function: olfactory receptor activity. The record is from RefSeq and is a predicted model, not a curated record. The transcript has a single exon.
AUGGAGAACUACACCUAUAACAGUUUCACACUCCAGCUGGAGGGGUUAAAGGUAACAGAUGAUUCUAUGUACCCAGUGUUUUUCCUCUUGUUUUUUUCCUACCUCUCUAUCAUGUUUUCCAAUGUAGGAAUUGUUGUCUUGAUUUACAUGAAGCAGACUCUUCACCAGCCUAUGUAUCUGCUUUUUUGCAAUCUUCCCCUCAAUGACAUAAUUGGAAACUCCAUCAUGGUGCCACGGAUGUUGUCAGACAUCUUAUCACCACCUUCUCAACGCCUCAUCAGCUACUAUGAAUGUGUAGUUCAAGCUUUCACCACACACAUGUUCGGCACCACAUCUCACACAGUGCUCAUGAUUAUGGCUUAUGACAGGUAUGUGGCCAUCUGCAACCCCUUACACUACUCCACCAUCAUGAAUAACAAAAUGAUGAUUAAGCUGACUGCAUCUGCUUGGGGUGUGGCCUUAGUUUUGGUGGCUGUUCUCCUCGGCCUGACCGUAAGACUGAAUCGAUGCAGGACUCUAAUCCUAAAUCCUUUCUGUGACAAUGCCUCAUUGUUUAAGCUCUCCUGCGAGAGUGUUCUCAUUAAUAACAUCUAUGGCGUGACCUUUACUGUGGUUCUUUACAUCACCUCUAUAGGUGGUGUGGUCCUCACUUAUACCAAGAUCACAACAGUCUGCCUAACCAGUAAGAACAAGACUUUGAACAGGAAAGCCUUGAAAACCUGUAGCACUCACCUGUUUGUUUAUCUGAUCAUGACUUUAAGUGGAAUGUUGAUCAUUUCUCUGCAUCGUUUCCCACAGCACUCAGAAUAUCGAAAACUCUCUUCUCUUCUUUUUCACAUAGUCCCUGGCAUCCUCAACCCCAUCAUUUAUGGGGUGCAGUCUGCAGAGAUACGUAAAUUCUUAUCAAAUGCAUUCCAGACUAGAAAGGUUUUGCCAUUUUUUUGA